Molecule: messenger RNA, 1713 nt
Organism: Actinia tenebrosa (Australian red waratah sea anemone)
Lineage: Eukaryota; Metazoa; Cnidaria; Anthozoa; Actiniaria; Actiniidae
Source: RefSeq, a predicted model, not a curated record
AAGAAAGAAAAAUGAAAGUAGAAUGGGUGUUAUCGAAAGCAGUUGCUGGAAACGCCCAGCUAAUGAGAUACUACAUGUUGAAUUGAAAAAUCAACUUCUAAAUUCGUUCACCUAGUUGGAGCCUAGCUCUGUUGUGAUUGUCCAAAGUAGCUGUGAUAAAACAGCUCGGAACAGAGAUGGAGAGUACUUUAGACUUUAUGAUCAUGUCUCUUAUGGAGCAUUUAAAGUACGUGGACAUUAAAAUCAAAUCCUAUUGGCACAAACCAUCUCAGCGUGCCACUAAUUUAGCUAGCUUAUCGCCAGAAAAGCAGAUGGAAGAAGUUUUAGCUUUUUACAGCGAUACCAUUGAACACUUGUGGAAAAUUGCAGAAUGCAAUUCCAAGCAAACGGAAGCCGAGGAAGGAAGAGUAGGAACGAUGUACAUGGGUAGUUCUUGGGAAGGAACGUAUUUGCCGGAGAUUUCAGAAGKUUUUGACGCAUAUGUAAUGGAAGAAGACACGCAGAUGGAAAUCCAGUCUACUAUACAGGUGAUUGCCUCGGACAGUCUUGAUCAGACGGCGGAUUCGAAGAGUCUUUUCAAGCUACUGUACACGGAGAAGACAGGCUACUACCUCAUCACAUGGACAGACUACGGGCUCCAAGUGAAAACAAACCACGAGAAAAAACGAAGAACAGAAAUAGAGGGAAUCAACGACGGAAAUGACCAGGAAACGUUCUGCCUUCUGGACGRUUUGACAGAGGAGAUCGAAGUGAAUGGAAAGAUAAUCCCAGUGCUUUCUCCCUCACAAUAUCGCAAGAGGAUUUUAAGUAUGCCUCCUACAAGUAUCCAAGGUUUUCCAGUGUGGUUUGGCAUGCAAGACCAAAAUUCGCCAGCGAUCACCUUUCUCACCGAAGAAGUAAAACAACACGGCAAAAUCAAAAAGAUUACAGUCGUUGAUGGUGUGACUUGUAUUUGUACGACCAAACAUACUCUGGACGAUAAGUGGAUAAAAGAAAAGGAAAACUCCAGCAAAUGGCUGACAAAAGGCUUGUUGUCAAAGCUCCAAGAGAACAAGUCUUUUGUGGUUGCAAAGUCUUGGGAGAAAGACCAGGAAAACCUGUUUUGUUGGCGGAUUUCCUUUUCUGUUGUCGAACGACAGUGCAUCAAAUUACUCCCUCCUGAGCCAAAGAUUUGUUUGAUCAUCUUAAAAGCAAUACGAAGGAAAUUUCUGAAGGAGCCAAAGUGUUUGGUCACGUAUCAUCUCAAAACUAUUCUAUUCUACCAUCUAGACAAGGUUGGAAGAGACUGGAAGGCAGAAGAACGAGCUCAGAACAUCCUCAUCUUGCUAAAUGACUUAGCCGAAGCCUUGAAAAGCAAGUCUCUGCCACUUUUCUUUGAACCUGAACUCAACACCCUUGGAGGGAUAGAGGAGAAAAGCAUUGAAGAAUUGGAGACGAAAAUCCGUCAGAUCCUUGCCUCUCCUGGGGCAAUACUCAUGUCAGGGAUUUUGUUCCAGAGUUUAGAUGAAGCUCACAAGAAGGAGAAUUUCCUCAAGAGCGAACAAGUGAUGCACGUUUGGUUUGAUGAGAAACCUACAAAGACAAAGCUGUUUUAUUAGGAAGAUUCACAGGACUUGGUUGAGGGUGUGGAUGGGGGUAACAGAUUGUCAGUUAAGUGGCUUCAUAUAGUUUCAAGCUUUAGAGUAACAGAAUUAGAAAUUAUUUUCUAGCAAA